AUGCCAAAGAAAACAUAUAUGCCAAAUCAAGAUGAUCAUGCUUUUCUUGAUCCUGAUGGUGUUUUGGCAGGUUCGAAUGAUCAAAGCCCGCCAAGGGUAACAGUAGAGAAGGAGAUGAAUCAAGGUUCUUCCGUGGAUAUUCAAGCCCCACCAAAAGUAGGACAAGGAGAGGAUGCACGAGAGCAUACAGCUAAUUACUACUCUUGUAGACAGUGUGAUCUAUUGUUCCCAUCUGCACAAGCAUUGGGUGGUCACCAGAACGGCCAUAGGAAUGUGCGAGAUUAUGCCAAAAGACUAAAAAGGAACGAGGGCAUAGCAUUGAGUUAUGGUGAUUAUCCUUAUAGUGCCAUUGGAUACCAUCCCCAACUUGGGAACCCAUUCUCUAAGCCUGCUGUUCCAAACAUCCAAAAUCCAAGGUCAACCACAGAGUUUACUGUGCGGCGCCAAUCUUCUGUUAUGUUUAACAGCACACAGUUUUCAGUUUAUGGCAGACCAGAAAGGAAUCCCCACUCAGGGAAUUAUGGUAAUUCUAUCGGGAGUGCUGAUAACUCUACGGGGAUAGUUGGUGGCAGAGGAUCAAUUGGUAGAACUGAUGAUGUAGGCUUGCUAAGGUCAUAUGAAAAUAGCUGUAUAUCAGCUGGUGCCUUCGAGGCUGCAGGUACUAGUGCUGGGACUAAUUGA
Molecule: messenger RNA, 681 nt
Organism: Erigeron canadensis
Lineage: Eukaryota; Viridiplantae; Streptophyta; Magnoliopsida; Asterales; Asteraceae
Exons: 1
Coding region: 1-681 (226 amino acids)
Molecular function (GO): DNA-binding transcription factor activity
Source: RefSeq, a predicted model, not a curated record